Messenger RNA from Marchantia polymorpha subsp. ruderalis, 4142 nucleotides. The record is from the annotation of a GenBank genome assembly. NCBI's taxonomy places the organism in Eukaryota, Viridiplantae, Streptophyta, Marchantiopsida, Marchantiales, Marchantiaceae.
UCAGGAAUGAGACAAGGUCCUGAAGGAAUCUGACCGGCAUCGCAGCACUGCCUGUACCGGUGAACUGCGAGGUCUCAUUGAGAAAUGGUCGUCGUUGAAGCUCCCGACGAGACGAGAGGGGCGCCCUAGGGAGUGCGAGUGAGCGAGUGUGUGUGUGGGUGUGUCCUCAGCUCGUAGAUGGACCACUGGAGCACUAGCUUAUGGUCGACGGUCAGCCCGCCCGCCCGCCCGUGGAUGCACUCAUUGCUCAGGCCCGAAUCAAUCAUUCCGAGCUGCGAACGCGUAUUCUUAGGGGUCGUCGGGUCUUGGUCUUCCUCAAAUAGGGCCCCGUGAGAGGUAUGUAAUCUCGGCCAGGGAUCAAGUCUGCAGCAGCCCCCGCUGCUCCAACAGACGAGGCAGAUAGAGAAAAAGCAGGUCUAGGGGAGGAGGUGGAGGUGGAUAGUGUCAUCAUCGUCUGGAGUGAUAUUAUCUCAGCAAAAGCUGUGGAGAUUGUGAGCUUGUGGAGCUCGGACGAGCAGGAGUGAAGCGGAUUAGGGCCCGAAAGGGGACGAUUCGUCGAAGAUAAUAACGGACUCUUAGCUCUGAGAGAGACGCAGAAAUUGAGAGACGAGUUCGAGUUUGCACUGCAUGAAGGUUGGGGCUUUGCAGGAGUCCGAUGGCUAGGACACGACCGACUCCCAUGGGUCCGUCCGUGGUGCUAGUGGUGUUGGUGGUUUCGAUUCUGGGCGGCUGUAGAGGAGAGCAGGCCGAGAUUGGUGAGGGGUUGAAGGUGGAUUUGGAGGCUCUCCAGGCGUUCAGGGAGUUGAUAACGAGGGAUCCGACCGAGGCAUUGCGGGAGUGGGGGACGCAGAGCGAUCCGUGUCGAUGGAGCGGAAUCGAUUGCGAUGUGGUCUUGAGCUCGGAAUCGAACAAGCGAGAGAUUAGAGUUGUGGGCUUAGAGUUGUGGGGUAUGGAGCUCGAAGGAUCUCUGGCUCGUGACAUUGGACGGCUCACGGAGCUACGACGGCUCGUGAUCGUGGGGAGCAAAAUGUCAGGCCGAAUUCCGCCGGAGGUCGGCAAUUGCCAGAAGCUCGACACCAUAGAUUUGCGGGCCAAUCGAUUUUCGGGUCCCAUCAGUUUCAGCCUCGCCCAAUUCCCUCUGCUGCAGGUUCUGAAGCUGUCGGAGAACGAGCUCACUGGGACCAUGGGCGCUCUAUUCGUCGAGAGCUUCGACCCCAUGGCUCACUUCGGAGACACGCACCAGGCCUCGGAGCUUUGCGCGCGCCUGGAAGUGCUGGACAUCGCUAAGAAUCGGCUCAGGGGCGAGCUGCCCAUCGAAAUCAGCAAGUGCGCGCAGCUGCAGGAGCUCAGCGUGAGCGAGAACUCCUUGGGCGGAGGAAUCCCCAGCACGCUCGGCUCGCUGCGCAACCUGAGAUCGCUGCAGCUCAACGGGAACCUGCUCGUCGGCCUCGUGCCCGAAUCGCUGGCCUCGUGCCAGAAGCUCGACCUGCUGGAUUUGUCGGAGAACAUGCUCACGGGCCCCAUCCCGCGGCAAUUCGCGCAAUUCGCAGGCGAGACCCGCUUCAAUUUCUCCAGCAACGACCUCGCGGGCGCAAUCCCGCAGGGCAAGUGGAAGGCGCAGCAGAUGGCGCUGGCCGGCGCAUUCGCCCACAACGCUAACCUCUGCGGAUGGCCCCUCGCCAAGCCCUGCGCCCCUCCCGUCCUCGCCGUGACGACGGGCAGCAGCAGCGGUGGCGCCGUGCGCAAUCGGAGAUCCAUGGCCGAGGGCGCGCCGGGCCCCGCCCCGUCGGGCUCGUCACCGGCGCCAGUGGCAAGCGCAGGCGCGCAGGAUGCGCCGGCGCCGGCGCCGGCGCAGAGCAGCGAGAGCAACCACAGGGCGCGCAAGUGGGCGCUGGGGCUGGCGCUGGGCAUAGUGGCGGGCGCCAUCGCUGCGGCGCUGCUGGCCACGGUGCUGCGCCUGUGCGUGUUCUACAUGCACAAGCCGCCAUACCUGCAGGGCCCGAUCAUCUUCCACCCGAAGAUCGAGCCCAAGAUGCUGGCUUUCCUGGAGAAGGACGAGACCUUCACGGACGCGGACCUGGUGGGCAGCGGGGGCGCCGGCAAGGUGUACAAGGCGAAGCUGGAGACCGACGGCGGCGGCAUGGAGGUGGCCGUCAAGACGGUGAUCGUCAAGGAGGACGCCAAGGGGCUGUUCGGCAAGCGCCAAAUCCAAGCCGAGCUCGAGACACUGGGCUGCAUCCGCCAUCGCAAUUUGGUCACGCUGCUGGCCUACGUGCACCGCCCCGACUGUCACCUGCUGCUGUACCAGUUCAUGAAGAAUGGCUCGCUCUACGACGUGAUGAAGCGCCUGGAGUCGGGCGACAACACCAUGCCCUGGCCCAUCCGCCACCGCAUCGCAGUCGGCACCGCGCACGGGCUCUCGUAUCUGCACUUCCACUGCGUGCCCAAAAUCGUGCACCGCGACCUCAAGCCGUCCAACAUCCUGCUCGACGAGAACUACACGGCGCAUCUGGCCGACUUCGGCCUGGCCAAGGUGCUGCCUGGCGCCGACACCCACGUGACCACCGGCGUGGCCGGCACGGUCGGCUACAUUGCGCCCGAGUACUCGCAGACGUGCCGCUUCACCGACAAGAGCGACGUGUACUCGUUCGGCGUGGUGCUGGCCAAUCUGCUCACCGGCAAGGACCCCACGGACCAGUUUUUCCACACGGUGCCCGGCGGCACCAUCGGCAGCUGGCUGCACCAGCUGCUGCAGAGCAACAGCGGCCGCGACGCAAUCGACCCCAAGCUGCGCAACGACGAGUUCGACGAAGAGAUUUUGCUGGCCAUGAAAAUCGCUGUCUUCUGCACCAGCGACAAUCCGGCCGAGCGGCCGACCAGCAAGGACGUGCUCAUCAUGCUGAACCAGAUCCGCGUUGCGGACGAGGAUCCUUCUUCUCCGAACGCCGGUCCAGCUCCCCCGCCCAUCGUGUAAACUGUCGAUCGGUCGAUCGGUCGAUCAGUUCCACUCAUGUACAGCAACGAGGACGAGCCUCCGCGCUUUUCUCUUUCAUCUAGUCGAAUAUGGAGAAGGCAGCUUCCUCUGCACUGCAAUGACGUCGACGUUGAGAUCUUAGCAGCUCGUCUUGACUAUCCCCAAGGCAGCUCGGACCAUUGCUCGCAGAGUCAGUCUAUAAUGGUGGUGGUAGUCCGUGAUUAAUUUAAGUGAAGCAAUGAAGAAGGGGGCUUUCUGAGGCAGUGAUCGUAAAUGUACAUAUAUUUCUGAGAUCGUGGUUUUGCUACGGGAUUCAUGCCGUUCACCACUUCAUGGGUCCUCUGCUAGUUCUGUGUGUAUGAAUGACACUGUAAAUGUUCUACGGCUUCCACAUGAGUUUUCCAUCUCGUUCUCGUCUCGUAUGAAUUUGAACUCCGCGCUCCAGAUCUGAGCGACUGAACUUUCUGACGAUUGGAUCUCGUGCAACUCGAGGGAGGUUGUUCCAACUAGCCUCUUGACAAUUUUUCUCACCAAUGGUUCGGUUUGUGUGUCUGGAACUCGAGCUAGGGAUUUUAAUAAACAGCGUGGAGGGUACAGGUUAUUGCACCAUGGCCGAAGGCUUAGGGGAGAGUGGAAGUCUGCGCUAGAAUGGAUAUUCAUUCUAGCCCGGAUACUGAGAACGAGGAAAGAUUGCUAAUUCUGGUCUCCAUAGUCCUCCUCCGGUGGUACUACUGGGGAAAAGGUAAUUUCUAUUCAGUGCAUAUUAUUCAAUGCCCUUCCUUCACAUAAUCACACUCUCAGGAGUGAGAUCCUGUUACAGAAUAGUGUACGGAUAAUCGAUAGUAAACCUCUCGAGGAUGCAAAGCGGAUGAGAACGAGACCAGAGGAUUUUUGUUGUGAAGUCAAUUACAAGAAAUCCACGAAGAGAAAGGUAACUGCUUCAAGCUAUCUAAGCGGGCAGGUUUGGUCUUCUGUAACUAUUUACAUUUUGUACAGUCUCUCUGACGGUGAGAAAACUUCUACAAUAAAAAGUUCUGCAGUCUUCAUCGUCAUCUUUUUCUCGCAGGCCGUUUAAUUUUAGUCCCGCAGCCAGGGCAUGGUUCUCACCCUUUGAAGGCUCUGGUUGGAAAGCGUCAGUCAGCUGAUCUUUAACUCCUCGUUUAUUCUG